Messenger RNA from Prorocentrum cordatum, 882 nucleotides. The record is from the annotation of a GenBank genome assembly. Lineage: Eukaryota; Dinophyceae; Prorocentrales; Prorocentraceae.
AGUGUUUUUUGGCUCAGGCCGCCCACCGCUACAGGCGUGAGAUCUGCUGCACGAGGCGAGCAGUCUCAUGUGCGGCGGCCGCGGCAACAGCAUGCAGGUCAGCCGCCAGGCGGACGCGACAAGGCUGGGCCUCGGGCCCGGACCUGGCCGCAACAGCAGCGACGGCAGCCUCGGAGGCGCCACCGGGGGCCGCCUCCCGCUGGUGGACGCGACGGGGAUGCCUGCGCAGCUGGACGACGAUCAAGGCGGGAGUGCCGGUGGGAGCGCCGCGAGUCACGGAUCGGUCUCGGAGCGUGCCCCUUCCGAGGUGGGCAGCCACUGCUCCUCCUCGGAUCCCAGCGACAGCAGGUGGGGGCUCAGCGAUUGCAGCGAGUGCGAGAACAGCGGCAGUUCGGCGUCGGGCAGCUCCCACUCCGAGAGCCACGGCUCCCUGCUUGCGGGGGAGAGCGAGGUCGUCGAGCAGCAGGAUGCCGAGUGGCUGAAGGGCAAUGAGGCUCAGCACGCCGCCGGGACCUGUAGGCCGUGCCUCUACCACAAGACGAAGGCGGGCUGUGCGAAUGGCCGCGCCUGCAGGUACUGCCACCUGCCGCACGCGGCCAAGCGCAGGGCGCGACCGAGGGAGGCCGACGGGGUGCGCUGCAAGCAGCUGGUCGCGAAGCUAGACAGCAGGGGCGAAGGUGACGUGGAUGCCGUGUCGGACUUGGUCCAUGCCUGCGGCCUGAGCCGGUGGCAUAUGCGCAGCGUCUGCCGGGCGAGGCACCAGCAGCAGGGCCCCCCGGGGGCGGAGCCCGGCGGGCCGGCGGAGGCCGCCGCGGGCGAGACGCCGCAGCAGCGACUGAGCCGCGGCUAGACGCUCGCUCGCGGCUCCGUGGGGAGCGGGGA